GAGUCCACAUUGUAGAUGUGGAGAUUUCUACAAACUGCAAGUGAGCAGUAAGUCCUUGUGGGUAGUGGUGGCCAAUAAGAGAAUGGACUCAAAAGACAUAGUGAGUGGAAGACUGAGCGCAGUCCUCGUACAAUAGAAGAUGUCUGAUGUUUGACAAGUAUUGUUUGCAGAAAUGAGUACAUGUUCGACUGAUUUUAAAAUGUGACUGUUACUAGACCAUAAUAUUUCUUUUUAAAAAAAUUUUUAUUAGAUAUAUUUCUUUACUUACUUUUCCAAUGUUUUUCCCCUUCCUGGAUUCCGGUCCAUGAGCCCCCAUCCCUUUUCCCUCACCCUCUCCCAUAUCGGUUUUCCUGGGCCGGAGAGAUGGCUCAGUGGUUAAGAGCACUGACUGAAAGAACCAAAAAAAAACCAAAAAAAAACAAACAAAAAAAAAAAAAAAGAGCACUGAUUGCUCUUCCAGAGGUCUUGAUGAAUCCAAUUCCCUGCAACCACAUGUUGACUGACGACUAUCUAUAAUGAGAUAUGAUGAUCUCUCCUGGUGUGUCUGAUGAUAGCUACUGUAUACUUAUAUAUAAUAAGUACUUCUUAGUAAGUCCAGACAUUUCUAUAAUCCAUGAAUCUCCUAAGUGACUUUACCCUCAGGAAAAUGCAUGCAAUUUUUAUCUACCUUUGGACACUGCUAUUUUAGGAUCCUGUAUGAGAGCAUCUCCUUGGUUUCUCUAUUUCAUGUGUAUUUACACUAAGGAGAAAUUGUGGCUAUGUAGCAGUUUGUAAUAUGUUCAUCAAGUUUGUCUUCUGAGAAUAGAGCAUUUUCUAUUUGAUUCUAUGAGGGUAUGUUGAAAGCUCUUCAUCUAGAAAAACAACAAGUGUUUUUCCCAAUUAUCCAGCAUUUUUAGAUGCAGGGAGUCAAUUACUGUAUAUUUCCAUUUAAGUUCUUCUUUAUGGAUUUUAAAAUAAUAUAAACUUAUAUUCUUUGUGCCACAUUCAAACAGUUAAAAUAUUGUAGUGCUUUACUUAGAUAUUUUGAUAUCCAGUCUGAGGCUGCUUUAUCACUGUGAGCUGCUCAAGGUUAAGAAACCUGUUUCUAUAUAACCUAUAGCCCUAUAGUGAGGGGCUGUGUGAAUGAAGAGUGGCAAUUUAAUGAUUUUUGAAUGUGACUCAGUGGACCAAUGUGUUUCUAUAAAGCAGUUUCACCGGUUCUAUGGUAUGGACAGUGCUAGCAAUUAAAUUGCCAUUUAUUUGUAAAUGAAAACUGUGCAUUUUGUGAUUCCCCACAAUGGAAGAGUAAGACUGUUAGAAGGGGCCUCAUUAAUAUUAAUAAUCAUCUUAAACUAGAAGCAGAAUAAUUGACUGAUAAUGAAUUAAGCUUAGUCUCAACAAGAACAAGGUCAAGUUUGUCAGUUAAUGAUUUUCUCUUAAUCUAGGCUAGCAUAAAUAUUUUAACUUCUUGAUGGUAUCCUAUUAAGUUGUAAAUAGGCAUAUAAGAAGAUAUUUUAUAUUUAAUAAUUUUGAUUUUCAUGUGUCAAUAUCCUGUAAUUCCUAAAGAACAUUGUUGAUUUGAAAGCAUGCAUCCUAAAAGAAUAGAGUUAAUUUCAAGACCAAAUAAAAAGUAAACUCUCUUCUCUGCAUUGCAGGGAGAAUCGGGAAGAAAAUUCCAUAUAAUACCUAAGAAGAUCCAAAACAUUUUUAGAAAAUCUGGAGUUUAUGUGUGUUCUCGAGGAGAGCCAGUACCUGAUGUAUGGAAAGCAAAAAAAUCCAUAAUGGAUGAAAAAUAUAAAACAGAUAAUUUCUAUGCUGUGUCUUCUGAGCAUAGAAAUUCUAUUCCUAAGGCUACUGCUGAUCGUGAAGCUUCCACCUCUACUGCUGACAGCCUGGAUGCUGCCGAGCCUGACCCAACAAAUUCUACAAAUGCUACUGACUGUCUGGCUGCUCUUGAGCGUGAGCUGACUAAUUCCAACAACACUGCUGACUGUCUGGCUGACCUUGAGCCUGAUCCGACGAUUUCUACCAAUGCCGCUGACUUUCAGGCUGCUGUUGCACGAGAGCCUGCUAUGUCCACCAACCCUGCUGACAGUAUGGCAGCUGUUGAGCCUGAGCCGACUAUGUCCACCCACCCUGCUGACAUUCUGACUGCUGAUGAGCCUGAACAUAAUAAUUCUACCAAAGCUGCUGACUGUCGGGCUGACCUUGAGCCUGAGCCAAACAGGUCCACCCACCCUGCUGACAGUCUGCCUGAUGUGGAACCAGAGCCAACUAUGUCCACCCACCCUGCUGACACUCUGGCUGCUCUUGAGCCUGAACUGACUAAUUCCAACAACACUGCUGACUGUCUGGCUGACCUUGAGCCUGAUCCGACGAUUUCUACCAAUGCCGCUGACUUUCAGGCUGCUGUUGCACGAGAGCCUGCUAUGUCCACCAACCCUGCUGACAGUAUGGCAGCUGUUGAGCCUGAGCCGACUAUGUCCACCCACCCUGCUGACAUUCUGACUGCUGAUGAGCCUGAACAUAAUAAUUCUACCAAAGCUGCUGACUGUCGGGCUGACCUUGAGCCUGAGCCAAACAGGUCCACCCACCCUGCUGACAGUCUGCCUGAUGUGGAACCAGAGCCAACUAUGUCCACCCACCCUGCUGACACUCUGGCUGCUCUUGAGCCUGAGCUGACCAAUUUCAACAACACUGCUGACUGGCUGGCUGACCUUGAGCCUGAUCCGACUAUUUCUACCAAUGCCGCUGACUUUCAGGCUGCUGUUGCACCAGAGCCCGCUAUGUCCACCCACCCUGCUGACACUCUGGCUGCUCUUGAGCCUGAGCUGACUAAUUUCAACAACACUGCUGACUGUCUGGCUGACUUUGAGCCUGAUCCGACUAUUUCUACCAAUGCCGCUGACUGUCGGGCUGCUGUUGCACCAGAGCCCGCUAUGUCCACCAACCCUGCUGACAGUAUGGCAGCUGUUGAGCCUGAGCCGACUAUGUCCACCCACCCUGCUGACAUUCUGACUGCUGACGAGCCUGCACAUAAUACUUCUACCAAAGCUGCUGACUGUCGGGCUGACCUUGAGCCUGAGCCAAACAUGUCCACCCACCCUGCUGACAGUCUGCCUGAUGUGGAUCCAGAGCCAACUAUGUCCACCCACCCUGCUGACACUCUGGCUGCUCUUGAGCCUGAGCUGACCAAUUUCAACAACACUGCUGACUGGCUGGCUGACCUUGAGCCUGAUCCGAGUAUUUCUACCAAUGCCGCUGACUUUCAGGCUGCUGUUGUACCAGAGCCAACUAUGUCCACCUACCCUGCUGACUGUCUGCCAGAUGUGGAACCAGAGCCAACUAUGUCUACCCACCCUGCUGACACUCUGGCUGCUCUUGAGCCUGAGCUGACUAAUUUCAACAACACUGCUGACUGUCUGGCUGACCUUGAGCCUGAUCCAACGAUUUCUACCAAUGCCGCUGACUGUCGGGCUGCUGUUGCACCAGAGCCCGCUAUGUCCACCAACCCUGCUGACAGUAUGGCAGCUGUUGAGCCUGAGCCGACUAUGUCCACCCACCCUGCUGACAUUCUGACUGCUGAUGAGCCUGAACAUAAUAAUUCUACCAAAGCUGCUGACUGUCGGGCUGACCUUGAGCCUGAGCCAAACAGGUCCACCCACCCUGCUGACAGUCUGCCUGAUGUGGAACCAGAGCCAACUAUGUCCACCCACCCUGCUGACACUCUGGCUGCUCUUGAGCCUGAGCUGACCAAUUUCAACAACACUGCUGACUGGCUGGCUGACCUUGAGCCUGAUCCGACUAUUUCUACCAAUGCCGCUGACUUUCAGGCUGCUGUUGCACCAGAGCCCGCUAUGUCCACCCACCCUGCUGACACUCUGGCUGCUCUUGAGCCUGAGCUGACUAAUUUCAACAACACUGCUGACUGUCUGGCUGACUUUGAGCCUGAUCCGACUAUUUCUACCAAUGCCGCUGACUGUCGGGCUGCUGUUGCACCAGAGCCCGCUAUGUCCACCAACCCUGCUGACAGUAUGGCAGCUGUUGAGCCUGAGCCGACUAUGUCCACCCACCCUGCUGACAUUCUGACUGCUGACGAGCCUGCACAUAAUACUUCUACCAAAGCUGCUGACUGUCGGGCUGACCUUGAGCCUGAGCCAAACAUGUCCACCCACCCUGCUGACAGUCUGCCUGAUGUGGAACCAGAGCCAACUAUGUCCACCCACCCUGCUGACACUCUGGCUGCUCUUGAGCCUGAGCUGACCAAUUUCAACAACACUGCUGACUGGCUGGCUGACCUUGAGCCUGAUCCGAGUAUUUCUACCAAUGCCGCUGACUUUCAGGCUGCUGUUGUACCAGAGCCAACUAUGUCCACCUACCCUGCUGACUGUCUGCCAGAUGUGGAACCAGAGCCAACUAUGUCCACCCACCCUGCUGACACUCUGGCUGCUCUUGAGCCUGAGCUGACUAAUUUCAACAACACUGCUGACUGUCUGGCUGACCUUGAGCCUGAUCCGACUAUUUCUACCAAUGCCGCUGACUGUCGGGCUGCUGUUGCACCAGAGCCCGCUAUGUCCACCAACCCUGCUGACAGUAUGGCAGCUGUUGAGCCUGAGCCGACUAUGUCCACCCACCCUGCUGACAUUCUGACUGCUGACGAGGCUGCACAUAAUACUUCUACCAAAGCUGCUGACUGUCGGGCUGACCUUGAGCCUGAGCCAAACAUGUCCACCCACCCUGCUGACAGUCUGCCUGAUGUGGAACCAGAGCCAACUAUGUCCACCCACCCUGCUGACACUCUGGCUGCUCUUGAGCCUGAGCUGACCAAUUUCAAUAACACUGCUGACUGGCUGGCUGACCUUGAGCCUGAUCCGAGUAUUUCUACCAAUGCCGCUGACUUUCAGGCUGCUGUUGCACCAGAGCCAACUAUGUCCACCUACCCUGCUGACUGUCUGCCAGAUGUGGAACCAGAGCCAACUAUGUCCACCCACCCUGCUGACACUCUGGCUGCUCUUGAGCCUGAGCUGACUAAUUUCAACAACACUGCUGACUGUCUGGCUGACCUUGAGCCUGAUCCGACUAUUUCUACCAAUGCCGCUGACUGUCGGGCUGCUGUUGCACCAGAGCCCGCUAUGUCCACCAACCCUGCUGACAGUAUGGCAGCUGUUGAGCCUGAGCCGACUAUGUCCACCCACCCUGCUGACAUUCUGACUGCUGACGAGCCUGCACAUAAUACUUCUACCAAAGCUGCUGACUGUCUGGCUGACCUUGAGCCUGAGCCAAACAUGUCCACCCACCCUGCUGACAGUCUGCCUGAUGUGGAACCAGAGCCAACUAUGUCCAAUCACCCUGCUGACACACUGGCUGCUCUUGAGCCUGAGUCGACUAAAUCCUCCAAUGCUGCUGACUGUCUGGCCUAUGUUGAGCCAGAGCCAGCUAUGUCCACCCACCAUGCCGACAGUCUGGCUGCUCUUGAGCAUGAGCUGUCUCAUGCCAACAAAGCUGCUGACUGUCUGGCUUCUCUCAAGGCUGAGCCAACCAUGUCCACCCAGCCUGCUGACAGUUCAGCAGCUGUUGAGCCUGAGCCUACAAUUUCCAUCAGAGCUGCUGAUUGUCUGGCUAAUGUUCUGCCUGAGCUAACUAUGUCAACCCACCCUGCUGGCUGUCUGGACUCUGUUCAGCUUGAGUCAUCUAUGUCCACACACCCAGCUGAUAAUAUGGCUACUGAUGAGCUUGAGACUACAAAUUCGACGAACGCUGCUUACUGUCUGGCUGCUCUUGAGCCUGAGUCGACUAAAUCCUCCAAUGCUGCUGACUGUCUGGCCUAUGUUGAGUCAGAGCCAGGUAUGUCCACCCACCGUGCCGACAGUCUGGCUGCUCUUGAGCAUGAGCUGUCUCAUGCCAACAAAGCUGCUGACUGUCUGCCUUCUCUCAAGGCUGAGCCAACCAUGUCCACCCAGCCUGCUGACAGUUCGGCAGCUGUUGAGCCUGAGCCUACAAUUUCCAUCAGAGCUGCUGAUUGUCUGGCUAAUGUUCUGCCUGAGCUAACUAUGUCAACCCACCCUGCUGGCUGUCUGGACUCUGUUCAGCUUGAGUCAUCUAUGUCCACACACCCAGCUGAUAAUAUGGUUACUGAUGAGCUUGAGACUACAAAUUCGACGAACGCUGCUUACUGUCUGGCUGCUCUUGAGCCUGAGUCGACUAAAUCCUCCAAUGCUGCUGACUGUCUGGCCUAUGUUGAGCCAGAGCCAGGUAUGUCCACCCACCAUGCCGACAGUCUGGCUGCUCUUGAGCAUGAGCUGUCUCAUGCCAACAAAGAUGCUGACUGUCUGCCUUCUCUCAAGACUGACCUGAUUAAUUCCAUCAAUGCUACUGAUUGUCUGUCUUCUGUUGGGCCUGAGACAACCAUGUCCACCCAGCCUGCUGACAGUGUGGCAGCUGUUGAGCCUGAACAUAAUAGUUCCACCAAUGCUGCUGACGGUCUGGACUCUGUUGAACAAGAGCCAGCUAAGCCCACCCACCGUUCCGACAGUCUGGCUGCUCUUGAGCAUGAGCUGACUAAUUCCAACAACACUGCUGACUGUCUGGCUUCUCAGAAGGCUGAGUCAAUUGAUUCUACCAAUGCUACUGAUUGUUUGGCUUCUGUUGGGACUGAGACAACUAUGUCCACCCACCCUGCUGACAAUAUGGCUACUGAUGAGCUUGAGCCUACACAUUCCACCAAUGCUGCUUACUGUCUGGCUGCUCUUGAGCCUGAGUCGACUAAAUCCUCCAGUGCUGCUGACUGCCUGGCCUAUGUUGAGCCAGAGCCAGCUAUGUCCACCCACCGUGCCGACAGUCUGGCUGCUCUUGAGCAUGAGCUGUCUCAUGCCAACAAAGAUGCUGGCUGUCUGGCUUCUCUCAAGGCUGAGCUGAUUAAUUCCACCAAUGCUACUGAUUGUCUGGCUUCUGUUGGGACUGAGACAACUAUGUCCACCCAGCCUGCUGACAGUUUGGCAGCUGUUGAGCUUGAACAUAAUAAUUCUACCAAUGCUGCUGACGGUCUGCACUCUAUUGAACAAGAGCCAGCUAUGCCCACCCACCGUUCCGACAGUCUGGCUGCUCUUGAGCAUGAGCUGUCUCAUGCCAAUAAAGCUGCUGACUGUCUGGCUUCUCUCAAGGCUGAGCCAACCAUGUCCACCCAGCCUGCUGACACUUUGGCAUCUGUUGAGCCUGAGCCUACUUUUUCCACCAAAGCUGCUGAUUGUCUGGCUACUGUUCAGCCUGAGCUAACUAGGUCAAACCACCCUGCUGACUGUCUGGAUUCUGUUCAGCCUGAGUCAUAUAUGUCCCCACACCCUGCUGACAGUUUGGUAGCUACUGAGCCUGAACUGACUAAUUCCACCAAAGCUGCUGACUUUCUGGGUGCUGUUGAUCCCGAGUCAACCAAAUCCAUCCACCCUGCUGACAGUAUGGCAGUUGAUGAGCCUGAGCUGCCUAAUUCCAACAUUGCUGCUGACUGUCUGGACGACCUUGAGCCUGAUACGACUAUUUCUACCAAUGCCGCUGACUGUCAGGCUGCUGUUGGGUCUGAGACAACCCUGUCCACCCAGCCUGCUGACAGUUUGGCAGCUGUUGAGCCUGAGCGGACUAAUUCCACCAAAGCUGCUGACUGUCUGGACUCUGCUGAGCCAGAGCCAACUAUGGCCACCCACCAUGCUGACAUUCUGACUGCUGUUGAGCCUGAACAUACUAAUUGCUCCAGUACUGCUGACUGUCUGCCUGCUGUUCAGCCUGAGUCCAGUAUGUCCACCCACCCUGCUGACAGUAUGGCUGCUAUUGAUGCUGAGCCUACAGAUCCUGCCAUUGUUGCUGACUGUCUGGCUGCUCUUGAACCUCGGCUGUCUGUUACAUGUGCUGCUGACAGUAGUGUGUUAGUUGAGAGUCAUGACUCAGGACCAGCUAGUCACAUUGGAUUGGAUUAUGUAGUUGAUUUACCUCUUUACAAGGAGAGUACAAGGUACAAACCCCAUGCUGACCCAGAGCCCACUCCUGGUUCCUGCACUUGUUAUUCCCUUGACUCCAUUCAAAUGACUAACCUGACUCUUUUGAUAUCCCUUAGUGAAGAAGAAAUAUUUGAUUCUGCUACUUCAGAUGAGGAAUCUUCUUUUACUCCUGACGUAGAAGAAGGUCUGCCUGCUACUCAGGGUGCUGAGGAUAUUUUUCAUGCUUCCGCACGAGCUGAACCAAUAAACCACAGCUUGAACCUUCUCAGGGAGAGUGGAUAUCUUCGGGCAACAGAGAUACCACGCAUACCUUUUUUGCUCUUCAUAUGGCUUAUAUCCUCACUCUUAUCCAUCAUAACAUGGAUGAAAAUCCAAAUUCAACAAGCAUGGCAUGAAGAAAAUGGCCAAGGAGCUCCCACUAAGAAGAGAGUCGGACCAGUGGCUGCGGCUCCUGAUCCCUAG
This is a messenger RNA of Rattus norvegicus (Norway rat), 8426 nucleotides long. The record is from RefSeq and is a predicted model, not a curated record. NCBI's taxonomy places the organism in Eukaryota, Metazoa, Chordata, Mammalia, Rodentia, Muridae.